ACAGACGAGGAAGCAGCCAGCGAGGAUGACAGCUCAUACAGAUGUGGUUGUCUAAGUUCACCCGCCGUACAAAUAUGCAGCUGGAUAUGAGUCAUAAUAACACCCGACAAUGAGAUGGGUAACUGUUGGACUUACUGUGUGGGGCUGUUCCGGCGGGAAGCCAACAGGAUCCAGAGAGGAGGAGGGUCCAAAUACUUCAGAAGCAGCACUGCUGGAGAACAUUAUACAAUCGAGUUUGAAAAUUUGGUAGAAAGUGAUGAGGCUGAGAGCCCAUUGCCUUGCCCGAGACCCAUCAGCGAAGAUGAGCUCACUCACCUUAAGGAACACCGGUACGCUGCCAUCUCCGACAAGCAGAUCCUUAUCGACCAGAAGCUGCAGGCAGAUUUAGAGGCACAGGAGGAGAAGUUGAGGCUAGAAGAGGAGGCUAGAAAUGCCGCCCAGCGUGAGGCCGCCAGGCUGGCACGUGAACGAAAACUGAAGGAGAUGCCAAAGACACGAGGGAGAGCAGACGGCGCCGGUGGGGAACCCCAGCAAAGAAAGCACACUACUGGGGAAGGUUUUGAUGUCUACCUCCAGAAUGUAAAAGCCCAAUCUGAAGCUUUCAGGAGCAGCAGACUACCGUCUGAAACAAACGUGGUGACUCCUAACACAGAGUACAGCUGGGACUUCACCACCAAAACCCGCUCCACCAAUGAUGACGGUACCUCACUGGACCUCGAGUGGGAGGACGAGGAAGGAAUCAACCGGGGACUCCCUCCCUGGGAGAGAUCACGGACGGAGGAGGACAUCCUGCGUGCCGCCCUGAGACCUGGCGGGAAGCAGGUGUACAGCGGUCCAACUUCAGCCUCUGAGGACUCCAAUGCCCUCGAGUGGGAGAAUGAUUUUGUAAGUACUCACCCGGAGGACGGCGUGGACACUGAAUUCGAAGGGUUCGUCAAUCCGGUCCUGGACACACCUUCUGAGGACGCGUCGGACAACCAGGACAGAUAGUGUCCGUCACCAAGGAGAUGCUCCGUCAAUGGUCACCAGCUGUUUCGCCCCUGUCAUGUUGAACAACUUGUGACUUAUGCUGCAUGAGUGGGAGAAUGUCUACACUUCAUGACAGUGUAGUGUUUUCAAGAGAACAUUUAGUGCCUUCAUUUGCUCUAUUUUCAACCAUUUCUGACGUUUUCUUUGGAUCAAUAAUCAGCGUAACCGAAUCACCAGAUAUUUUACUAGAGUUUAGCACAGAAUGUUUCGCUCGCAUCAACAAAAUAAUCGUAUUGUGAAAACGCUGCUGUUAUAAUUUGAAAACGGUUUGAGUUUAUUCCGUCCUAACAAUCGUGGGUUUAUGCCGCGCCAGCGGGUCUGCAGUGGCGAGGUUCAUGCACUGCUCAUACCAAGAGUGAAUCUUUGUAGUGAAUUACUACUGAUGGUAAGGGAUAAGAGAACUCUCCUGCUUAUACUUCUGCUGUUGGGACUUAUGUAAUGGUUUCACUGGACACACAAGACUAGACUGCUGAAGGUUCAGCAACCUGAUGCUGUGGAGCUACUCUAGCUAUGGCAUUCUUCUGUCACCACUGUAGCAUUUGGGAACUUUUUCUUUUCAUCUGUGAAAUUAUUUUUUUAACUACUGUGCUGUUGGUUUUAUUACAAAGUAAGGAACUGGUUGAAUGAUUAUAAUUUCACAGCUGCAGGCAGGACAACAGGAAAACCUCUGUUUUCUUAGUAAUUCCAUGGUUACAUUCCAAGAACAAGAUCAAAAUGAUCCACCGAUUUCCAAUACCAGCUCCUGUCUGUGUUUUCUGAACCUGGCAAGCUUAUAUUCUAAAACCAUUCUUCUUUUACAGUAUUUCAAGUGUAACAUCAAGAGAAUAAUGAAAGAGAGGAGGUCAUGAGCUUCAUAGGCUGAUCGUUGUGCAAUCAUCUGAAAGAGCUGAUGAAGAGCCAGCAGCUGGUCUCUCUCAUCGUACUACAGCAGUCUCUUGGAAUGUUACUCAACAAUUGGUUGUGUAUUGCACCUUUUUUUAGUUCUAAUCUUAUGCUUUUAAGCUGAACGCAGAACUAUUUUCUGUUUAGGCUCAGGUGAAGCUGCAGGUGAAAGGUCAGUUGAUAGCUGGAAACGGCACAUUGAUAGUGAAGGUAGCAGAGGCCUUGUUUAGAUGAAUGAGCACCUUCUCACAAGGUAGGACUCCGUUUUGAAUGAAAUGCCCACACGCUUUGUUAGUGUAGUUCACUUUGACACACUUUGGGUCUGGGUCACUGGGGUUUAUAUUAUGAAGUGGUUUGAGACUUUUGACAAGAAACAGCAUUACAAUCACCUUGAGCAUGAAGUUCUUGCUCUGGAUCAUCGGUGUGCGUUUCCACCGACGAAAUUGUGUGCGUGAAGUGUUUAAUAUUUACAGCCAAAUGUUCAGAAUCAUUUUAAACACCUUGACGAUUGACAUCUAAUCUGUUCAGGGCUGCACUUUGUUUUGCUCAUCAUGAGUAAUUUUAUUUGAAAAUCUCCUUCAACAGAAAUGGAUUGUAUAUUGACUCAUGGGUCAAAACAAACAGAACAAAAGCAGACUUACUUUCCAUUUACAGUCUGAACAUAGAUGUCAGAUGUCAUCUAGUCUCAUCUAGUUUAAUAUCAAGUAGGGUUGCUGGUCUGUGACAACAGAAAUUAAAUAUUAUGUGCAAGACUCUCAUAAAUUAUGAUAUAAUACCCUCUUACCUGGCUGCUCUAUAAAGUUCUCUGUUUAAUUCACCUGGUAGUAAAAGUUACUACUGAUGCAAAGUUUUGUGACCCAAACAGUCAGUUCACUGUUUACUGUCACACAACACUCAGCACGUCGCAAAUCAGGCUGAGAGACCAACCCUGCCCCUCUCUCUACACACUCUAAAUUAUUCGCAGAAGAAGUGAGGGACAUUCAUGGUAUUAUUUUAGUAUUAAAUCUUUUUUCGUAUUGAUCACUUCUGAUAUAAAUUUGGUGUCCAGCGCUAAUGACGAUAAUAGUCAAACUACUCCGAAGAAUGUCAACGCGUGGUUUUCAAACGGUACGUUCGCUGUAAAUGUAGACAUUGCUGAGCUCAUGACUUUAAUAUACAGUGCUGUUGUAUAGUUUCUAAACUCAAUAAGAAAAGCUUUAAUAAUAUCUGACUGCCAAUAAAUCCCAUACCUCCAUCUGCCGCUUGGUUAUUGGAUUUUGGUUUUUCAUUUUAUGUCAUUUCUUACUUGUUUUCCCUCAUAAAAACAUACUGUUCAGUGUGUUAGAAGUGUAUUCAUUAUUGCGCCUUUGAUUUACUUGAAAUUAUUUUUGUAAUUCGUUGCUGACAAACCAGUGUGUUAGAAUAUCAUGUGAAAAUUAUAUUUCAGAUGGAAUUCCAUAUCACAGACAUUUUUGUUCCACUUUUUUUUUUUCAAUGAGUGAACCUCAGGAAAGCCACUGCAUUAUAGUGCAUUAUUUAGAUUUAUCUCCAAAAAUAUUUUUCUUUUUUCAAUUCCAUGGCCAGGAAAUUUCAGAAAUAUGUGUGUUUGUUUGCCCCCUGUCUCUUGCCCUGUGUAGCUGGGAUAGGCACACCAGCACACCGUGGUCCUGUUAAGGAAGUUAACUGCAGAAAAUGUUACCUCUAUGUUCUGUUUUAAACACAAGGUGGCAGCAGAAGUACACUGCUCAGCUCAGUACCCACGUUGCAGUAUUUUCUGGGUCUUUUUACAUCGACAUCGUUUCUGUUUCGUCACUUUUUUGCUUAUUAAAGUUUCACACUCUGUACAUUCCAGUCUGUUUACUGUGAAUGUCUCACUGUGAUUUCAUUUUCUCUUUUA
Synchiropus splendidus (mandarinfish) is the source of this 3787-nucleotide messenger RNA. It is a transcript of the gene ap1ar, whose product is annotated as adaptor related protein complex 1 associated regulatory protein. Gene Ontology annotation, molecular function: AP-1 adaptor complex binding. Bases 115 to 990 code for a protein of 291 amino acids. The record is from RefSeq and is a predicted model, not a curated record. The transcript is spliced from 10 exons. NCBI's taxonomy places the organism in Eukaryota, Metazoa, Chordata, Actinopteri, Syngnathiformes, Callionymidae. Gene Ontology annotation, biological process: negative regulation of cell motility; negative regulation of substrate adhesion-dependent cell spreading; regulation of Arp2/3 complex-mediated actin nucleation.